AUGGGCGGCAGCGUGAGAAGCGCCGCCAGGGAAGGAGUAGACCACGUCGUGGCAAAGUACUCCGGAGAGAUGAGCAAAACGCAUACAUGGCCGAAUGGGGGAAAUAGCCAUGGUAGUCUACCUGAUGGGCUCCGAAGGCUCAGCGGGCGGGCCGCAGUUACGAUACUUUCUAUAUGGCCCGAGAGGAUGGGCGCGCGUGUCGGUCUACCGAAAGGACAGGAUCCUGAAGCUGGCCAUCGAGGGUGGGACUUUGGGUUAGCUGUUGAAGUGGGCUUAAGGAGCAAACUGGUAUUGACUUACGAACCGGCAGUGCCCUGCGCGAAGAGCGGAAUAGGAUCCAAGGGGAUAUAA
Molecule: messenger RNA, 351 nt
Organism: Fusarium oxysporum Fo47
Lineage: Eukaryota; Fungi; Ascomycota; Sordariomycetes; Hypocreales; Nectriaceae
Exons: 2
Coding region: 1-351 (116 amino acids)
Source: RefSeq, a predicted model, not a curated record